AUGGCUGCGGCGGAUCCGCCGGCUGGCCUCGUGGACAUCGCCAGCGCGCUGUCCCAGGAUGAGAUCCCAUUCAAGCUGCGGUGUGCCAUCUGCAACAAGCUGGCGUUCAAUGCCUUCCGCCUGCCUUGCUGUGACCAGUCAAUUUGUGAGACCUGCCAAGCAUCCCUCCCCGAUACCUGCCCCGUAUGUGCACACACUCCGGUCUCUCCAGAUCUUUGCAAGGCCAACAAAGCUCUGCGCACCACCCUCAAGGCCUUUUUGCGGACGGAGGAGAAGAAGCGCGAGAAGGGCCGACAGUCGGCUGCACCCCCAACCCCGGUGAUUACCACCCCCGCGGAAAAUGGGACAACUUCCACAGAGACCACCGCCGAUCAGAAGCAGGCCGAAGCGACUCCGGCUGAGGCUCCAGUGGGUUCUCUUCCGGCUGAGACCGAGACUGAUGAGGCUACAAAUGAAGCUCCGCCCGUGGAUGCGGCAUCAGGCAGCAUAGCGGACAACCGUGUGCCUGAAUUGGCCGAGAUUAAGGCUGAGGUAAGACUCUCUAUCAUUCCUUCAAGGUACGGUUCAGGCUCUAAUCUUGCGCAGUCCGAAACCAAUGGUGAUCAGGCUCCCGGCACGACCACUGCUCCGAGCACCGGCGCAGACGCCCAGCUUAUAACUGGCGAGGUAUUGGCGGACGAUGAAUCUGCUCUGCAUGACCCGUCUCACCAACCUGGCUCCAACAUGAUAAACAUGGGCCCUGGAGGCUUCCCUGGCACUGGCUGGAAUGGGAACAACAACUUCAAUGCGAUGAACCCGUUUAUGGGGAAUUCCAUGUUUAAUUUCCCCAACGCAAUGGGCAUGCCCAUGACGAUGGAUCCAAUGGCCGCAAAUCAGGGGAUGUUCGGAGAUUACGGAAUGAACAUGACUGGUAUGGGCAUGAACAUGGGGAUGAACUUCAACGGGCAGGGCAUGUAUGGAUCCUUAGGAUGGGAUGGCUCCCAACAGAACUUGUGGCAAGGCGGCCAAGAUAAAUUCAAUCCAAAUGCGUUCGCAAAUGGCAUGGGCCCUCCCUAUGGAGGAGCAUUUGGCGGGUCUAAGAUGUCUUACCCUUCUAACUCGGACUUCCAGUCUGGUUACUACGGGCCUGGAUAUGGCCGUGGAGGUGGGUUCCGGGGUCGUGGCCGUGGCUAUUUCCACGGCGGCCCCGGGCGUGCUGGAUUUGGAGGCCCUGGGCUGGCUCAUCUCUCUCACGGUAAUGCAGGACUUCCCACCCCACUGGCCUCCAGUACUGCAGCAGCCAGACCCGAUGGGACGUCUGCCGAGGAUCCCUCUCAGAUGAACGAAAAUUCCGGUGCUGACCCCGUAUCGGAUCCAAACACACACGACACCGAUGGUAAUCCCGAGGCGCCCAUCGAACCCACUGCUACAGAUAAUCCCAGCCAGCAGUUACAAGGAAUCCCCACCAUUGACAGCCUGGAUCAAGCCGCUGUAUCAACUGGACCCAGCAGCUACCAAGGGCACAUGGGCUCGGGAUACGGACGAGGCGGCUACAUGCGAGGCCCUGUUCCUGGAGGUCGCGGUGGUGGAUACUGGAAUGGAAUGCCUGGUGCGUAUCGCCCCCAGCCUGAGGUCAGAAAUCCUGGUGUGGAGGGUGCGCCCGCUGCACCCCGUGCAAUGCGACAAGGUCUGCCAAACACGAGUAUCUUUCGGCAACGCGGUUUCCAUAUUCAAGGACGGGCAUCGGCCAGCAGUAAUACACCGGCGCUGUCUCAGAGAGGGAACUCCGAAGCGCCCCAGGACGCCCCGCGAACUCGAUCUCCAUCUAAAGCUCCAUCCAAAGCUCCAUCACAGGCUCCUCGAGCAGGGUCGCGAUCUCGUUCACCCUCCCAGAGCCGGGCAUCUCGUGCUCACUCACCCCCUGGUGAUGACCGAGAAAGCUGCCGAGAGCCCGAUUCGAAGCAGAAUGACACCACUGGGGAAACCCAGGCUGACCGCCGCUCGCGCUCCCCCUCUCGGAUGUCCUCCCGUCGAUCGUCACGACGCAGGGAUCGCGACGGUGAGCGGGACCGAAAAAGUAGCCACCGUUCGCAUCGGUCUCGCCGUCACCGUAGCCGAAGCGAUAGUCGUGAUCGCAGUCCCGCCAGAAACGGCGACGGCCGUUUCCCUGAUCGCCAUACGCUAAUUGCCGAGGAAAAUGGACCCAAUGGCCACAGCAAGGCACCUUUAGACGCGGGCGAGCGCGCUGAUCUCGCCAGUCGCAUCAGCAGUAGUCACCGAUCUGGCAGGGACCGACCCAGUCGACGUGAAGACGAUCGAGAACGAGAUCGAACCCGAGACAGUCGACGUCGGGACCGAGACCGGGAGCGUGAUAAACGCGAUCGCGAUCGCGACCGGGACUCGGACCGUCGAGAUAGAGAGCACGACCGAGAUCGGGAGCGCGAUCAUGGCCGUGACCGAGAAAAAGAGCGCAAGCGCCGUCGCGACCGCUCCGAGUCCGCCAACGCCAUCAACCGCUCCUCUCAACCUCAAACGCGGCGUGUGAAACACAGUUGCGACGACCGGGAUCGCGACCUCCCCCGAGCUCCGCCCGCCAAGUCGGAACCCGAAAAGGAUCCAUAUACGCAGGAACGCGAGGCUCGCAACCGUGAACGCCUCCUCCGCGAACAACAAAACCGUGGCAGCGCAAAAUCAGGCAACACCAAGUCCGGCCAUCGCCGCGACAGCCGGCAGGAUCGCGCGGUGGGCGGCCGCCGCAUCAACUACAAAUACGAGGACGAGCUCUAG
Messenger RNA from Penicillium canariense, 2766 nucleotides. RefSeq names its product RING finger protein. NCBI's taxonomy places the organism in Eukaryota, Fungi, Ascomycota, Eurotiomycetes, Eurotiales, Aspergillaceae. The coding region runs from base 1 to 2766 and encodes 921 amino acids. The transcript has 5 exons. The record is from RefSeq and is a predicted model, not a curated record.